This is a messenger RNA of Drosophila kikkawai, 2895 nucleotides long. It is a transcript of the gene jtb, whose product is annotated as jetboil. Lineage: Eukaryota; Metazoa; Arthropoda; Insecta; Diptera; Drosophilidae. The record is from RefSeq and is a predicted model, not a curated record.
AAUCAAGUAGGCAGUAAUAAACAAACCGCUGAACGAAAAAGACCUUGCAUAACCGUAUUAAUAAAAAAUGUUAUAAACCGAAAAUCAGAAAUAAUGUCUACCUUAGAGCUUGUCUUACAAAUUCUCCUGCUGGGCGUUGUGCUAGUUUCUGGACAUUUUCGCUAUCACAGGGCAGUGAAAUAUUCCCCGGAACUGAUAAGCGAGUUACGAGACUUUGAGAAACUGAUACCAAGUGUCACCAUCGAUGAAAUCGUUGCCGAGCACAUGAUUACGGAUUCCGGCUUUCGCAAAGCAGUAAAAUUUUUGCGCAGCUCCGAUUUCAAGAGGUUUCAACAGCACAUAGAGUCUUUGCCCGAAGUUGUGGAUCUGAUUAAUUUUGUGCACCUCAAUGACACGAAUUUGGGAAAGAGGCGAAGUCAUUGGUAUCAUCACAAACAUCAUCAUUAUUAUAAAAGUCACGACUACAGCAACCGACAUCGUCGAUCGGUUGGUAAUUCAAUCAACGAGGAACUUGUCUUUGUCUUGCUUCAGCCAGCCUCAGACUCAAGGAAAUUGAGGUCUUUUACUAGCUUCGUCCAGGAAUUACUCACUCAUUUGCCCCGAGAUCGGUUUGUGGCUUUGAUUAAUGAGAAACGCCAGAAAAGUGCCAUAUUUGCCAAGUUCUAUGAGGCCCUGAGGAGUCCAGAAUUCAAAACAAAAUGCGAAGCAGCUUGGACCACAGCAAACGUACAGGGCGUGAUUCGUGAACUCUCAGGACAUCAAAUCAAUGCACAGGAUCUCAAAACAAUUGGCUACGAUGUCAUCUCCUGGGGUCCAGCCACGUUCCGCAUGGCCAAGUCUUUCGGCCAAACCAUAUGGGCCAAUCGCUCCGCGGCCACGCAGAAGGUCUCGUCCGGAACGGUGGUGAAGCCGGCCAGCAUUACGCCCAUAGUUAGGCCAGGCAGCUGCAUCGGCGGUGCAUUCAGCCAGACUGGCGGGUCUCGACAGGGCGAAGAUUAUGGGCUGCUCGGCACUCUGCUCCAUAGCCCGGAGGACGUCGGGUGUAAAGACAUUUGCCUGGGAGCAUCCACCGACCAGGACAUUCGGCUUCAACUGCUGAAUGGCCUCCACCAAAGUCAAAAUGGGUUCGUGGUAAUUGGCGAAUUCCAGCAGCUCCUCGGGUAUGCCUUCUCUGCCGAUCACAAUCAGUCCUUGGGCAUCGCAGAACCAUAUCCUCUGCCUGGCGCUGACCUCGUUGAGGCCCUCCCUCUUCAGAUAGGCAAUGCACAAUCGGGCCAUGCCCACAUUCAGAGAGCGCACGCGGCUAUACACUGGAAGUCCACAUCCACGAUGCACUGGCGCUCCCGAUACAUCUCCAGCUGCCUCUUGGCUUUCUGGGCCUCGAAGUCCUGGCAUAGGAUCAAGGCAUGUGUGCCGUACUUCCGGAUAACAGCCAGGGAGUUCUUCAUUGUUUGUGCCCACAUCCAGCACCACACAGAGACAGAAUUUCGGAUGAAUGCCGCUGUAGACAACAUUCUGAUGCAUUACGGAGGUCAGGGCGGGCAUCUGAUUGACACCCAAGUCCCCGAGACUCUGGACAGAAGCUCCAUUGCUCACCACCAGGUAGCGGACGUACUUUACUGGCCAAUUGCUCAGCACCUGGUGCAUAUGUCCCAUAUCCUUAAUGGUGAUGUACAAGACCUUGCCAAACGAAAACAGCAUCUUGUGGUACUCGAGCAAAUGCGGAUAGCUGGAGGCAUCUAUCAUGGGCAUGUAGAGUUCGAUAUUGCUCAGCAGAAAACGGUAGAAGAGCCAGCUGUUCGUUUGCGACAAGGUUAUCAGAUCUGGAUAGGAGAUCGCAUCGGAUCGGACCGGAACAUGAAUCGCCAACAACUGUUACUUUUGCUGGUCUGCAUCACGUCCACGGUGGCUCUGCCGAAUUUCUCGAACGAUGAGGAGAGUGCCGAGACGGACUUGAGUGGCAUUGGAUUCGUGAAGCUCGGUGAAUCCGCCAGCGAGGAGAGCGAUGAGAGCGAUGGUCAGGCCAAUGCCUCCGACGAUCUGAUCUUUCUGAGUCGAAAGAAGCCGAAUCCCGUCAACCAAACCGUCGACUUGAGCGGCUUUAUUGCUUUGAUUCCAUUGCGUGAAGUGCAGUCCAUAGCUGCCCAUUAUUACCACCACGAUGCGGAGUUCCAGAGGGCGUAUGCCUUCCUGGCUAGCAGAGAUUUUGCGGAUAUCAAGCGAAAGAUUCUGCAGCUGCCAGAGGUCUUGGAGUUGACGGAUUACCUCGGUGCCCAGGGCUUGGAUGUGGUCAAGGCAAUUCAGUCAGUGGCAGAUGUGUUUAAGCCGGAAAUAUUGGAAUCUAUCACCGUCAACGUGCCACCCAAAUCCAUAACCAAUGAGGAGGGCAGCUCCACCACCACCCGGGAGCCAUUGAGCGGCCUGCAUGGCAUGGUGGACAAUGUCCUCGAGAUCCUGCCGCAGGACCAACUGUGGGCGCUCUUCUUUGAUGAAUUCGAGAGCAACAAACAGUUCGCAGCGGUCGUCGACAGCAUCAGCAGUGCCAAGUUUCCCAAAAUUCUGAACGGUCUUCAGAACUCGCUGCCUCUGCGAAAUCUACUAUUUGUCCUGCACAACAACGGCAUAUAUGUGGAAAGGAUUGUGGAGUCCGUAAAGUCGUAUUUAUCCAUCUCUAGUUUUUAGUAAUUACUUUAGCACGGGCAGCUGAUUUUGUAGGCCAAAGGAAAGGUUAUUUGAAAGAGUUAGACCAUGAUUAAUGUACAAAUAUUCCUACAGCCUCUUUGACACCUUGAAUUCCUAGGCCAUUUCCCCUGUUUAACUUUCUAUAUUUGGCUACAAAAAGCAUACAAAAUCCGGCCCCUUAUUGAGUGUGUAAUAAACGAAGUGAAUCCCUUA